CAUCGCGACUGAUUCCGCCGUAGUCGACGACCUGCUCGACUUGCCAGUGCUGACCUCCCCUCUCCUCCCCUCCGCGCCUCAGAUCUCGCUCAUCAUGGCCUCCGCGAAGCCUGUCGCGAGGCUGGUUGCCUAUCGCCGGCCUUCGCCCUACCUGAUUGCAUCUUCCCUCCGUCCGUCGCUCUUGGGCUCGACCGCAAACUUCUCAUCCUCGGUUUCCAGGGCAGCUACCCCUUCUGGGCCACCCCAACCUGGCUUCCGUCUGGCUCCCCCAAAGCGAUGGGAUCAGAGUGAGGAGUCUUCUCUGGAUAAGGCCAGCAAAUACUUCCUGAUGGCUGAGCUCUUCCGGGGCAUGUACGUUGUGCUGGAACAAUUCUUCAGGCCACCAUACACGAUCUUCUACCCAUUCGAGAAGGGCCCCAUCUCCCCGCGAUUCCGUGGUGAGCACGCCCUCCGCCGCUACCCAACCGGUGAGGAGCGCUGCAUUGCCUGCAAGCUCUGCGAGGCUAUCUGCCCUGCGCAGGCCAUCACUAUUGAGGCGGAAGAGCGUGAAGAUGGAAGCCGAAGAACCACCAGAUACGAUAUUGAUAUGACGAAGUGCAUCUACUGUGGAUACUGCCAGGAGAGCUGCCCCGUUGAUGCCAUCGUUGAGUCCCCCAACGCAGAAUAUGCGACGGAGACCAGAGAAGAACUGCUGUACAACAAGGAGAAGUUGCUGGCCAACGGUGACAAGUGGGAGCCCGAGCUGGCUGCUGCCAUCAGAGCCGACGCUCCCUACCGAUAAACCACGUUCCGUCGUGGAAUAAUUCCCAUCAUGCAGGAGGAGACACUACUGGAGCAACUGUCCCUGUACUGUACAUAAAUGUCGUCAUCAGAAGUCCUUUUUCAUCGCUCACACGACUCAGCAUCCCCAGU
This is a messenger RNA of Paecilomyces variotii, 912 nucleotides long. Its product is annotated as 23 kDa subunit of putative NADH-quinone oxidoreductase. Gene Ontology annotation, cellular component: membrane. Gene Ontology annotation, biological process: mitochondrial electron transport, NADH to ubiquinone; mitochondrial respiratory chain complex I assembly. Gene Ontology annotation, molecular function: 4 iron, 4 sulfur cluster binding; NADH dehydrogenase activity. Bases 95 to 781 code for a protein of 228 amino acids. The transcript is spliced from 3 exons. NCBI's taxonomy places the organism in Eukaryota, Fungi, Ascomycota, Eurotiomycetes, Eurotiales, Thermoascaceae. The record is from RefSeq and is a predicted model, not a curated record.